GACACACACACACACACACACACACAUACAUGCAAUUAAAUGAAACCAAGAAGAAGCAGCUUAGACAGACAGGAAGUAUAUCAGCAGCAUUAUGGACUAAAAAAAGACGCCUCACUGAAUUAAAGACGAAGACAAGAAAGCCACUGGUGUGCGAGAACAGCUGCAUGUGAAACGGGCGGGUCACUUGAUCUCCCUCUGGCUUGUCCGGGAUAAUCUUGUCUCCUCAGGACGCCACUCCAGAAGAGCAUCUCUCCUGGACACUCAUCUCCACACUCUGCUCUGUUGUUUGUUAUUUUAAACAAGGAAACUAAUCCAGAACAGGAGGACAUCAUUCUGACAACUUGAUAAAGAGGACGAGAUGAAGAAGUCGGACAUGUUUUCCUUUGAGCUGGAGACAGACAACAGGACGGCUGAGGAGUACGAGCGGGACAAAGCAGAGAGGAAAGAUGAAGGUGCCUCUUCCCUAUUUGGCCCGAAAUCGCCUAAGGCUCCCAUGGACACUGAUUACCAGGAGGAAAUGGAGAAGACCAGACCUCAACUCAGAUUCAAAAUUGGCUCUGGCUUAGUGGAUACAGGAGAGGGCAACAGCAGCGGGGGGGGAGACAAUGAGAGGUUUACCAGAGAGAGACUGUUUGAAGCCGCAGCUAGCAGAGACGCCAGCCGGCUGGACGGCCUGCACCUCUACCUGCACCAGAAGAUGAUGAAACUCUCCGACUCGUUGUAUCAGUCCUAUGGGAAAACCGCCCUGAUGAAGGCCCUGCUGCACCUUAGAGAUGGCAAGAACGAGACGGUGGAGCGGAUGAUCGAGGUGUCAGAGAAGAUAGGGGACAUUGAGAAGUUUGUGAACGCAGCCUACACCAACGACUACUACAAAGGUCAGACAGCUCUGCAUAUAGCCAUCGAGAGGCGGAGUCUCCCCUAUGUGAAGCUGCUGGUCAGUAAAGGAGCAGACGUCCACACCAAAGCCUGCGGGACAUUCUUCCAACCUCACGAUGGACCCAACUUCUACUUUGGUGAGCUGCCUCUGUCUCUGGCAGCCUGCACCAACCAGCCCGACGUGGUCAACUUCCUCAUGCUGAACGAGUACAAGCGAGCGCAGCCUGAGGUGAAGGACUCUCAUGGGAACACGGUGCUGCACGCCCUGGUGGUGGUGGCGGCUGAGAACUUCAAAGAAAACACAGAGUUCGUCACCAACAUGUAUGACUUCAUCCUCAAGACUGCUGCCAGCCUGUACCCCAAACUAAAGCUGGAGGACAUCAAGAACGACAAGGGGCUGACACCUCUCAAACUGGCUGCCAAGACGGGAAAGAUCGGGAUUUUUUCACACAUCCUAAAAAGGGAAUUCGAUGAGAGUCACACCAAACAUUUGUCCAGGAAGUUCACACAGUGGGUUUACGGGCCUGUCACCUCCUCGCUGUACGACCUCGCCUCCGUGGACUCGUACGAGGACAACUCAGUGGUGGAGAUACUCGUCUAUUCCAAUGGCAUUCCUAACCGUCAUGAGAUGCUUCAGACGGAGCCUCUGAGCCGGCUGAUGGAGUCAAAGUGGAAGAAGUUUGCAGGUGGAAUGUUUUUUUUCAACUUCCUGGUCUACCUACUGUACCUGAUCAUUUUCACUCUAGUGGCCUACAAUAAGAAGUCAGAUAAGAAGCUGCCAUUUCCCAUUGAAUACAACACAAUGGGUUACCUGUAUGUUUCAGGCCAACUCGUGACAGCUUUGUCAAACUGCUAUUUUUUUAUCACUGGGAUCAUGGACAUGUGGAUGAAACGGCCGAAGAUGCAGACAUUGCUGGUUGAUGGCUAUUAUGAGAUUCUGUUUCUGGUGCAGGGGGCCCUCUUCCUGGUUGCCGCCGGUCUGUACCUGUCCAGGCAGCCGGCGUACCUGAGCUUCCUGGUGCUGUGUCUCGCUCUCAGCUGGGUCAAUCUGCUCUACUUCUCCCGAGGCGAUAAACACAUGGGCGUCUACAGCAUCAUGAUACAGAAGAUGAUCCUCAGUGACAUCAUGCGCUUCCUCUCCGUCUACGCCGUCUUCCUCUUUGGGUUCUCAGCAGCGGUGGUCACCCUGCUCAUAACGCCUGAAGAGAAAAACACGACCACUGUAGCUCCGGGAAAAGGGCGUCUCUAUGUUACCCUUGAGGACAACGAGCUCUGCAUGAAACCGAGCUUUGCAAAUAUCUCCCACACCACGCUGCAGCUCUUCAAGUUCACCAUCGGCAUGGGCGACAUGGAGUUCACCCAUGACCACCAGUACAUAGGGAUCUUCUACAUACUCCUUAUUGCCUACAUCAUCCUCACUUACAUCCUGCUGCUCAACAUGCUCAUCGCCCUCAUGAACCGCACUGUGGAGAAGACCACCAUGGAGAGCGACAGCAUCUGGAAGCUGCAGAGGGCAAUUACCAUCCUGGACAUGGAGAAGAGGCUGCCUCGGUGCAUGAGGAAGAGGCUUCGCUGCGGGGUGGAUAUAAACCUGGGAAAGAAUAUUGAAGAUGGCUGUCGGAGGUGUUUCAGAGUGGAGGAAGUCAACUGGAACAAAUGGAACAUCAACCUGGGCAUAAUCAAUGAGGAGCCUGGGAGCUGGGAUCGGGCCCAGCAGCCGGCCUCGGAUACCUCUCACAGAGCGCACAGAGGGAGGAGCUUUAGAGGCUUCUUCUCGGAUGGCAGUCGCCGGUGGAGGACUUCCCAGAGCACAGAGAUGAACCCUCUGAGCAGCACACCCAUCUAAAACACAGGAGUGUGUUUCACAUCGGGUGUUUAGACAGUCUGACUGCAGCAACGAGGCGUUCAAAGACAGUUUUUCAGUUUUUCAAGAGAAAGCAACUGCCAGAUGUGAACACUGCCUUUUUAACUCACUGACUACAACAGAAAUGUCAGCUGGAUUUUAAAAUGUAAUCUUUGAGGCAAUAAUUCAGGAAAACAUUACAGAUAUUUGUUUGUCUUACGGACAUUAUGGUGCAAAAAAUGGAAGUUAUCCAAUCAGGUGCUGAUGAAUUAGGAGCUGCUUGAUUUCCAGGUAAAUCCUGCAUUUAAAAAAAACAUCCAAAGUCUUCUGCACAUGUUGUUCCUGCCACCACCUGAGCAGGAAGCACAUCCUGUCUGCACAAAGGCCAUCACCUGCCGGCACCUCUGGCACGGCUCACAAUCCUUGGUGGAGAAGUGCUGAUCACCGAGCUGCUGAUCCUCCCCUCCCGCUGGGCGCCCUCUAUACAAGUCCCAUUUUCAUCACAGCCAGACGAGCUAAACCUUCUGCAGCCAGAUAGUCCCGCAGAUGUCACAGCUUGCUUUGUCUUCUCUACUUCCUGUUUGUAUUUAUCUCAGGGAAGCUGGAAUAAAUGGCAUGAAAAGAA
This is a messenger RNA of Labrus mixtus (cuckoo wrasse), 3344 nucleotides long. RefSeq names its product transient receptor potential cation channel, subfamily V, member 1 (gene trpv1). The transcript has 17 exons. Gene Ontology annotation, molecular function: calcium channel activity; protein binding. Gene Ontology annotation, biological process: calcium ion import across plasma membrane. The record is from RefSeq and is a predicted model, not a curated record. NCBI's taxonomy places the organism in Eukaryota, Metazoa, Chordata, Actinopteri, Labriformes, Labridae. Gene Ontology annotation, cellular component: membrane. The coding region runs from base 359 to 2722 and encodes 787 amino acids.